Molecule: messenger RNA, 3882 nt
Organism: Recurvomyces mirabilis
Lineage: Eukaryota; Fungi; Ascomycota; Dothideomycetes; Mycosphaerellales; Teratosphaeriaceae
Exons: 2
Coding region: 1-3882 (1293 amino acids)
Source: RefSeq, a predicted model, not a curated record
AUGCUUCCACCACAAGCACGUAGUGGCCUACUCGGACCUCGCAGACACUCACUGGCAUCAACAGCUCCAACAUGUCUACUCCGUCAGGCUUCUGUAACCUCGGCGGCCACCCAACAAAGCCGUAGCUUCUGGGGCUGGCGACGAAGAGGCAGCAGCGACUGGGAAUCCCAUAUCGACCCGAUGUAUCACCGUUUCACUCGCUACCGUACCAUGAAGACCCGAGCCAAGCUUAUCGAGAAGUUCAAGCGUCGAGCCAACUUCUACGAUGCAGAUCAGCGGCCCUUCUUCACGCCGAAGCAUAUCCGGUUCGCUUCACACUUCAACGGUCGUGGAAGAUGGCCGUUGAAUCAUGUUCGAGCUCAGCCAGCUUCGGAACAAGAUGCUCAGCGUGAGGAUGGCUAUGAACUCAGUCAGCGGGAGCAAGAGUGGAAGGAGAGGAUGGAGUAUAUGCGUAAGCAGAUACAAAAUGAUCCUUAUGAGGCAGUCUUCGGCAAACGCUUUGAGCCAUUCUGGAGUCCGCUUGUACCGAGCUGGAUGCGAGAGGAAAUGGGUAUGCAACGCCAAGCAAAACAGCCGAGCAAACCAGAGGAGCUUGAGCGGGAGAAGUCGAAGAUAAAGGCGACGAGAAUAGAGCCAAGCAGGCAAUCCUCGUCUACAGGUCAACCUCCGCCCGUCGACUCUCCUCCAGUCAAAACUACCGAAUCUAUUCCCUCUCCUAAGACCAAAAGUUACGCAUCAUACUCUUCUUCAUCGUGGGAUUCAUGGUCUAAUACAGCAAGACUCGAGAAGUGGGACUCUGUAUCGAACGAGCUCAAGCAAUUCGUCUACGAUCCCAUCAGCAACCGCAUGGUGGCAGUAAAGCCGUUGCCAGCAGUCAACACCGCCAAAAUCGAUCUGCCCAAGCCAGAGCAGACCAACGUUGUCGUAAGAAACACAUUGUCCACCACUGCACUUGCAAGUAGAAGUCAAGACAUGCGCUCGCUCAUCAAUACACCUCGUAGGGACAUCAGGGCCGUCGAGGUGCCUGUGAAGCAAUAUAAGUCUGCCAAGCCAGCACCGGAAUCAUCGAUGGAUGUCAUAGCCGCAGCCACGAAAGAAGCGGCGGACACUCUUGCAUGCCUGAAAGAGAACAUGGACCGGAUGUUUUCUCACUCCGCCCAGCAAGAACAGACUCGUCCUCCACGACCAGCUGCACUUGCCAAGCUUCCAGCAAACGAUAUGGAUAUGCUCACAGCUGAUGAUGUGCGUGCCAGGAUGGGCAAGGUCAAGGAGAUCAGGACUGUUAAGCCGACCACGAUAGAACAGAAAGCUACUAUGGAGGCGGAUUUCGACAGCAAAGCUGCUGAGUGGGAUAAGGCUGAGAACGCUGUGUUCCAGGAGGCUGAGCUGGAGACGACCAAACGAAAGUGGGUUGCGAAGGCUAAGAAGGAGGAGAAGAUAUCAAGAUCCGAGACGUCAGGCCAGCCCCUGACAGCAUCGCACGUACGACUUCAUGAGUCGUAUGGCACCUCGAAGAUACCAGCGGAUGCCUCUCUGGACACUCUUGGAAGCACACUGCAAAAUGAGUCUUCAAGGACGAGACCUGACCAACAUCAGAAGACCGAUAUGGUAACCACGGCCCUCGAUGACCUCGGCAACACACUCAAGUCUGAAGUACAGCCAACGUCACGGUCCAACGACAUCGACAGCCUCGCCGACACGCUCGAGACCAUGGAAACGAGGUCGCCACCACGACGCCAGGAACAGAAGCUUCAAGCCGCUCUCAACAGACUUCAGACGACACUGUCCCGACGCACCGACACGGCCAAAGAAGACAGCAGAUCAGUACUGCUAUCCGCGGUUCAGCGUAUGCAGUCCAAAGAGCUUCCUCGCACAGAUGAUCUCGACGACUCGGGUGCUCAUGAGGCUACCGAAACCGUCGAGAUUCCGACGAGUGUGCCAAAGGAGUGGUCCAAUGCCGCCAACAUCCUGCAGGCGAAUCGUGUCAAGCGCAUUGCAGCAAAGCGACCCUACCCUUUCCCCGUGCCUCGAUUUGCCGAAGACAUGGAACAACGCAAGGCCGCUUACGAAGCCUCACAAGCCAAGCUGAAGGCCGACGAAACCAAGGCUGAACGAUUGAAGAAGGCCAACGAAGUUCUCGAGGCGGAAGUCAAGGAACAGAAAUUCUUGAUGCAGUCUCAUGAGAAUCGCUAUGUGCACAAGAUUAGGAGUCUCAGGCAGGAGCUCGAUAUCGCGUACAAGCAAAGCGCAGUGCACAGUGAGAAGCACGUCGAGAGGAUACACUUCCUUGAGGCCGAGCUUACCAAGGCUAGCAAAGCUGCAGGAGAUGUAGCAGUGCCAGCUAAGAUGCCGCAGAAGAUGGUACAGGCGGAAGGCGAUUUCUCGCCUGAUAUCGCCAAGUUCGCUAGUGCUGGCAAGUGGUACAAGCAGCCUACUGCACCUGCUACACCCGGCAAGCAGAUGAUUGCCCGAGCGGAGCAGAAAGCUCGUGAUCAGGCUCUUGUGAAGGAAGUCUGUGAGAUCUACGAGCGCGAGUAUGGUGUCAUCGAUACGAACCAUAAGCAACGGAUCUUGUCAGGCUCGGAGGCAAAUGCUUCUGCUAAGAGACUGUCAGUGAAGAAGGCUCCGCAGGUCGUUGAAGUGGAGAGCGAUGUUGACCUUGGUGAGGCUCUUGCUGAGCACGAGAGGACGACUUCGUACGAGUUCAAGGACGAUGGGCUCGAGUCUAGGAUCCAGGCUGAGGAGAAGGCGGCACAUGAAGCACAGGCGCUUCCGCAGCUCGAGACGUCGGCCGAAUUGACCCGUACAAUCACUAAGGCUAGGCAGGCUAUUGUCAAUGCCAACGUGAAGAAAGAGCAUCCUAAACAAGACGUUGUCUUGGCUGAAGAGAUAAAAUCGCCGUCCCAGGCAACUUCCGCAGCCAACUGGGAAGAGCCACCAGUGUACAAGGUUCUUGCUUACGAUUCUGGGAAUGAUAUCCUGUCUACUGCGACCACAACCGCAAAUUUCACCGGCACUGAGACACCGAUCAGUAUUCCUCAAGCUCUCAGCCAGCUCUAUCAACCAGCUCGGUUUGUGUCGCAUUUUGCUGAAUUGCAGCAAGACGGCUGGCAGGUCAUCUAUGGCACACGAGACAUGCUAGUGUUCAGGAAGGUCCAAGCAAGUGCUGAGAAGCCUACCAUCCCGGCCGCAAUCGAUGAAGAUGCAAGCCUAGUUGACCAUGGCUUGAUCAAGCCUAAGCAGAAUGCUCUUGCUGAGGAAGCUGCGAACUUCCACGAUAGGUACAAACCUGCGCCGAAGCCAUAUGAUCCGACCAGUAUUGAGAACGGGAAGCUCAUGCCCUACGAGAACGCCAUGGCGCAGGAAGCUGCCCAUGCAUAUGAUGCUGCUCGGGCAGCACAUGUCAAUCCCAUCGAUGGUACUGCCAAGAUUAUGCCUGUACCAGAGGUCUCGACGGGAGCUUAUGCCUCACCCACAGGUUUCGUGAACCAUGACCGUGCAUACCUUGACAACGAUGACCUGGUUGAUCGGGCCAAGGUCAGAGCGGCGAUGAAUAAGAAAGAAGAAGACAUUGAUUACAUACACUACCCUCGCGUCAAGCGCCAGGAGCCCGUGUAUGCGGGCACUCGCCUGGCCACCCCGGCUGCAUCAAAACAGCGGAAGUGGAACGAGCGCCAUGAGAAGCAUGCACGUAGAGCCGAGAAAGUGAAAGCGAGGUCGAGGCGGAGGGGCGGCAAGCUGAGGUGGGCGCUGGGUGUGGGUGUCGGCUUCGCAGCGGUAAGCUAUGGUAUUGGCGUUGCAGCUGAGAUGGCGAGACAGGAGAGAAGAGAGAAGGAGAGGUGGGAGCAAGUUUUGGAUGGUAAGAGGGGGAGGUGGGAGUGA